Molecule: messenger RNA, 4122 nt
Organism: Cheilinus undulatus (humphead wrasse)
Lineage: Eukaryota; Metazoa; Chordata; Actinopteri; Labriformes; Labridae
Product: xenotropic and polytropic retrovirus receptor 1 homolog
Exons: 16
Coding region: 596-2680 (694 amino acids)
Biological process (GO): cellular response to phosphate starvation; phosphate ion transport
Cellular component (GO): Golgi apparatus; cytoplasm; plasma membrane
Molecular function (GO): inositol hexakisphosphate binding
Source: RefSeq, a predicted model, not a curated record
UCUUUCUUUCUCUCCCUCUCCUUCUUUCUUUCUUUCUCUCUUUCUUACUUUCUUUCUUUUUCAGUGGAGUCUAGAGUCCUCUACAUGGAUCCUGGCUGGAUGUAGCGUCUGUGAAGUGGCCCACCUUCAUCCUCAUGUCGGCCCAGGGUUGGCUGGUUUUCGUAUUUCCUACUUCACCUGAAGGCAGCGGGAGGUGGAGAGAGGGAGGAGGGUGAGGAGGAGGAGGGAGGAAGGAGGGGGAGAUAGCAGCAGCAGCAGCAGCGGAGCAGCUAACGUCAGAACACUGAGCCUGUUUACCAGCAGCUCUCCUCGGUCUCAGGCCCCUACCCCAGCCUAGUCCUCCACACCUGACCCCGUCUGGACCUCGGUAUGUGACUGCACCGACGUUCCUUCUCGGUGAGGCUCCAGGAACAGAGGAAUGCGUGUCGGUGGUUAGCGUGCAGACAAAAGGGCAUCUCUGUUUGUCACCGACCGUAAUCUCCGGAUGAGAGUUCCCGGGUUAACGUUGGUGAACCAGCACAGAAAAACCUUGAACCGACCCACCAGUCCCGGUCACCGUUAAAUCUGAGGGAGAGCCACCGACCGAGGGGACAGCAUGAAGUUCACGGAGCAUCUGUCCGCUCACAUCACCCCGGAGUGGAGAAAGCAGUACAUCCAGUAUGAGGCUUUCAAAGAGAUGCUGUACGCUGCUCAGGACCAGGCGCCAUCUAUUGAAGUCACAGAUGAAGAUACGGUCAAGAGGUACUACGCCAAGUUUGAGGAGAAAUUCUUCCAGACGUGUGAGAAAGAACUUGCCAAGAUCAACACCUUCUACUCAGAAAAGCUCGCUGAGGCUCAGCGGCGAUUCGCCACACUGCAGAACGAGCUACAGUCAUCACUGGAUGCCCAAAGGGAGACCUGGGCUAAUGGGCGGGGCCUUCGGAGGAGGAAGACGGUGUUUGCUCUGUCCCAGCAGGAGCGAUGCAAGCACAGGAACAUAAAGGACCUCCAGCUGGCCUUCUCUGAGUUCUACCUCAGCCUCAUACUGCUGCAGAACUAUCAGAAUCUGAACUUCACAGGCUUCAGGAAGAUCUUGAAGAAACAUGAUAAGAUUUUGGAGACAUCGAGGGGGGCUGACUGGAGGGUUGCUCAUGUCGAAGUGGCCCCGUUUUACACGUGCAAGAAAAUCACACAGCUGAUCUCUGAGACGGAGGCUUUGGUCACAACAGAGCUGGAAGGAGGUGACCGGCAGAGGGCCAUGAAGAGACUGAGGGUACCCCCCCUCGGAGCUGCACAGCCUGCUCCUGCCUGGACCACCUUUAGAGUCGGGCUUUACUGUGGAGUGUUUCUCGUCCUUAUAGUUACCGUGGUGAUUACAGGAGCCGUGGUGAUUCGAAGUGACGAUGUGUGGCCAAUGGUCCGGAUCUACAGAGGGGGCUUCCUUUUGAUAGAGUUUCUCUUCCUUUUAGGGAUAAACACGUAUGGUUGGAGACAGGCCGGAGUGAACCAUGUUCUCAUCUUUGAGCUCAACCCCAGAAACAACCUGUCACACCAACAUCUGUUUGAGAUUGCAGGUCUGCUGGGGGUGCUUUGGUGCGUCAGCCUGCUGUCCUGUCUGUUCAGCGAUAACAUCCUGGUACCCAUGCAGGCCAACCCUCUGGCUCUCUACGGCUUCUUUUUCCUCUUCUUCAUCAACCCGUUCAAGACCUGCUACUACAAGUCACGCUUCUGGCUGCUCAAACUCUUGUUCCGCGUGGUGACGGCUCCGUUUCACCGAGUUGGCUUUGCAGACUUCUGGCUGGCUGACCAGCUGAACUCUCUGGUGGUGGUUCUGAUGGAUCUUGAGUACAUGAUCUGUUUCUACAGCUUUGAACUGGACUGGAAAAAACAUGAUGGACUCAUCAGCAGUUCAGUCUCUGAAGGUAGAGACGUCUGUAAUUCCUACUCCUACGGCGUUCGCGCCGUGAUCCAGUGUCUUCCUGCUUGGUUUCGGUUCGUCCAGUGUCUGCGCCGUUACCGUGACACCAAACGGGCCUUCCCUCACCUGGUGAAUGCUGGGAAAUACUCCACCUCUUUCUUUGUUGUCACCUUCGCUGCCCUGUACAGCACACACAAAGCUGAGAAACAUGCCGACACCCAGAUCUUCUUCUACCUGUACAUCAGCUGUUUGGUGAUCAGCUCAUGUUACACUCUGAUUUGGGAUUUAAAGAUGGACUGGGGCCUUUUUGACCGUAACGCAGGAGAGAACACCUUUCUGAGAGAGGAGAUAGUGUACCCACAUAAGGCCUACUACUACAGUGCCAUAGUGGAGGAUGUGCUGCUACGUUUCUCAUGGACUCUAACCAUCACCCUCAGCACACUCUCUGGUCUGCAUGGCAUCUCUGACAUACUGGCGACUAUCCUGGCCCCUCUGGAGGUGUUUCGACGUUUCGUGUGGAACUUCUUUCGUCUGGAGAACGAACACCUGAAUAACUGUGGAGAGUUCAGGGCGGUCAGAGACAUCAGCGUGGCUCCGCUGAACGCUGACGACCAGACGCUGCUGGAGCAGAUGAUGGACCAGGAGGACGGAGUCAGGAACCGACAGGGCAAGAAGAGCUGGAAGAGGAGCUACAGUAUGAGCCUACGCAGGCCGCGGCUGGCCUCACAGUCCAAGACCCGUGACACCAAGGUGUUGAUAGAGGACACCGACGACGACUCCUGACAUCAGGCCACGCCCCUCGCCUGGGUCCAGAAUUUAUUCAAAGGAGGAAACUCGACCUCCUAACUGAGAAAUUACCCGGCGAGAUGGGCGUUGAACUCUAAAACAACCAUGAGUUUGAAAGUGUCAUGCCUAUGUAGUCACUCCUCCAGUGCGUGAGCCCCUGUUGGGUUCAGGACUCUUCUAAAGGAGGAGUGUCAGUCUUUUGAACAAAUCACACAGCAACAUGGCCGCCAAACUACUCCUACCUUCAGUAUAUUUAUGGCUGGGCUUGCUUGAACUCUUUGUUGCACAAGCUAUGGGUGCAGAACUUCUUACUCUGUCAUUAGUGGGCAGACUUGGACUAUGCCCACUCCUCAGACAUGACCAUGGCGCUCCUCAAAGCCUCUGCCUUGCAUGGAUCCCAGCUACAAUGCAACGCAUGCAGAUCAGUCUGACAGGAAGUGUCGCUGCUCCCUCUCUGUGCCCCACAUCUCCAGCACAGGGAGUGACCAACAAGUUUAGACUACUGACACUGAGGACCAAACCCCCCUCCCUCCCGCAGCUCUAAAUCUCCAAGCUACCAGGUAGCAUUUGGCAAACACACUGAACAGUUUCCCUAGUUUUCCUGUGAUUUGGCUCUCAGAGUGAACCUAAAGCCCCGAUUCCUCCAAUUCUAAACAAAAAGUGUCAUCCUCAUGGUUUUGGUGGCUUAAUAAGCCCUGUGACUGCCCCUCUGACCGCUGGCGGCUACACCAGCUGAGAGACGAUGCUGCAGACACACGGUAGCACCAACAGUCGCUGGCCUGACUUUUGCUCUUAAGCUUGCCCCUUCAAAUCAUCACAAAGCUGCCUACCUGCACCUCACGCUUUAGAAACACAAGCAGAAACACGCACUUUGUAGGAAGAUCAGGUGGGACAGAAAUGCCUAACGUGUGCUCAGAUGUACACGAACAGUGAUUCCGAGGUUUGGUUUAUGGACUUGUAACAUGUGACCUUUAACCUUUGGGACCCUGGAAGGAAAACACAAUCUUGAGUUCAUAUACUAGCCAUCAUUUGUAAUAGGGUUUGUAAAUAGAAGACGGACCAAAGUAGGAGGAGGAGAUAGACUAUUCCAAAAGUAUGGGACGCUCCAUGAGAAGAACGGAAGCUCGUACAGAACAGCAGCUGGAAUGACUGUUCAGCCUCGGAGCUGAGAGGGUUUUAACAGAAGGAUUUUUUUACUUUGUUCCAGAACUAGAUGGAGAUCAUCUAGCUCAUCCUGCGCUAACUCCUAGUCACUCCAUGUGGUAAAGAUAGCCUCCAUCUUGACAUGGGUUUGCUGAAUGUAUGCCAGUUUAUUUAUGUCUGUCUGUGUGGAAGAGUACGGCCUAAUCAGCACCUUCAACCAUCAGAGGAUCAACCUGAACACUUUCAUGUGUCCCAAGAAAAUCUGACUUUGCUCCUUGACAACUUGAUUAAAACAC